CCGUGCCCCUGGAGAACCGUCAGUCCUGGGUCCAGAGUGGCACACGGCCGUUGCCACCUGCAGGCUCAGCAGGCUGCUCACAGCAGGCCCAGCGGGGCCAGGAUCCAUCACACCUCCCAGCAGAGACGAGCCUGAGAAGGAGAGAAGAAAGCUUUGAGGGGAGCACGGGCUGAGCGUUGCCCACACGGCUGUCGUGCAGCCUCCACAUUCCUGCACAGCAUCCUGGGGCUGCGGGCAGCAUGAAGGACUAUUUCCCAGUCUCAAUGCCCCGGUACAGUCGGUAUCGCCAGAGACUGAGAGCUUCACGUACGGUGCACUUCCCCAACGACGUCGUCUUUCAGGACCACAUCAGGCAGGGGGACCUGGAGCAAGUGGGCAGGUUCAUACGUGCCAGGAAAGUGACUCUGGACACCAUCUACCCCUCUGGCAUGGCUGCCCUGCACCAAGCGGUGCUCACGGGGAACCUGGACUGCGUCAAGCUCCUGGUGAAGUACGGCGCCGACAUCCACCAGAGGGACGAGAACGGCUGGACGCCCCUGCACAUGGCCUGCAGCGACGGCCACGCCGAUAUCGCCAGGUACCUCUUGUCGCUGGGAGCCAGCCUGGAGGCAACCACGGACGACGGGGAGAAGCCGUCGGACCUCAUCGACCCCGAAUACAAGGACCUGGUGGAGCUUUUCCAGGCCGCCACGAUGGACUGAGGGGGACGGGCGUCACGGCCGGGCAGCGGGGCUGCGCGGGGCUCGGGCUGGGUCCGGGCGGGGCGGCGGGGCGC
Messenger RNA from Tympanuchus pallidicinctus (lesser prairie-chicken), 775 nucleotides. RefSeq names its product protein phosphatase 1 regulatory subunit 27 (gene PPP1R27). The record is from RefSeq and is a predicted model, not a curated record. Lineage: Eukaryota; Metazoa; Chordata; Aves; Galliformes; Phasianidae. The transcript is spliced from 3 exons. The coding region runs from base 240 to 701 and encodes 153 amino acids. Gene Ontology annotation, molecular function: phosphatase binding.